CGUUAGGAGGCGCGACGAGAAUCCUAGGUGAGAGCAUCGUGAGGAUUCCGUUUCGAGGGCACGAUAAAGAGGAAGAAGAAUUCGAGAAAAACUUACGAGUGAAAACGGAGUCGCGGGAUUGGAGGAAGGGUGCGAUAGUGGUGGAAAGGAAUCAACAUCCAGUGACCCCCAGAUUUAGGUCGUUACAUCGAGAGCAACCACCACUGCCCGAGAUCAAGAGAGGAGCCACACAGAGCAAGGAGGCGUGUUACCACGAACAGUUAGUAACAAUGGUCGGAGAAGGAAUCAAAAGGCCUCAAAUUUCAUUACCUAUACUACAACCUCCUCGGACAAUCAAUGUGCAAAAAUACGCUGAAUCCCGUGCCCUUGAGCUCCAUAGUCUACAAUCUAUCAUAGAAAACCGAGUAAACAAUGAUUAUAGAUCUCAAAGGAACAAGAGAAGAAGAACAACUGCAUUUAACAACCAAAUUGCAAGAAAAGGUUGUAGAAGAAAGAGACAGAAAGUGGGAAUAGUGGGCAAAGCCUUUGUUAAAUCAGGUUUAGAGGAGGAUGAACUAAAGAAGCUUCCUCGGCGUGUUCGUCGAAGAUAUGAACUAAAGAAUAACCCAGAGAAUGGUUUUUGCACUUCUGGGGAUGGAACCAAGAGGCUGAGAACUCAUGUUUGGCAUGCAAAGCGGUUUGCUAUGACCAAGCUUUGGGGUUACCAUCUUCCUUUAUGUCUUCAAGGAAGAGGGAAAGGUUCGAGGGCACUCUUGAAAAGGCUCAGAGAAGGGGUGCUUGUACACGAUGCAAGCUAUUACACUGCCCUCCAAUUGGAGGGUCCAGAGGAUUCGUUGAUUUCUGUAUUGAGAUCGAUACUAGAACCCUCUCCAACAAGUACACAUCCGGACUCUUUAAUCUCUGGUGUAACCUAUGGAAGUGCAAUGCUGCGUCAAGAUGGAGGCCUCAUUUGUCCACCCAUUGCUCCUGUGACCUAUAUGUGGCAACCAACUUCCCAACAAAAUAUAAGUACACAGCUAGAUGAACAAAAUCAUUAUACUUCUUUUGGACAACAUGAUAUCGGUAAUGAUUCAAACAAACAUAGUGUUGAAUUAUGUGAAAAACCAGACAAAGUGAAGCAUGGUUCUUCAUUUAGACACCUUUGGGUGUGGAUACAUGCUUCUGCCUUUGAAGAAGGAUUUGAUAAUCUAAAAACUGCCUGUCGGAAAGAGAUGGAGAAGACGGGCAUAUUAAUUAAUUGCUUUUCCCUUGAGGGUCAACUUGCAAAAUUAGAAUUAUUUGGAUUACGGGCAUUUCAACUUCUUCAAAAGAUACUUCAUCCUGUUGGAGGUAUUUCAGAGAAUCAUUGGCAAUUAAAGAAACAUAUAGUGAUUGAAGAAGGGUGUGUUUCUCAGAAUAGAAAUUCAACCACACUGAAAAAUAGAGAUAGUUUUUCUUCUUGUGCUAUGUUACCUCUUAAUGUUAAGGAUCCUCGAGAAUUGCCAUGGAAGAGGAAUGUUGUUCCAGUGGAGCACAUUUCAACUAAGACUUUGAGUGAUGCAUCGGAAACACAGUGCAAAGAGCUUGCUGAACUGGGAGGAAUUUUGGAAGAGAACAAAGAUUUAUCUUCAUUAUCAUGGUCAAAACUUGAAGUUUGCCAGUCUAAUGUUGAUGAUUUAUGGUAUGCUACCACCAGAAGGUUGAGGCCCCCAGUGGAAGACAAUGUCCUUUCCAAGGAGAAACAUCAUGAACGAAUGAUUAAUUUCUGCCUUGUUGAUACAGAUUCUGGACAUGGCAGCUCUUCAACUAAGGUGCAGAGCUCGAGAUCUUGCCCUAUUCUUCUUUUAAAAAAUGAUGUGAAGGAAUUGAGCAUUGGGUAACUUCUUUAAUCUAUUUUUCCUUUUAAUUUCUUGAAUUUACUGGUGUUGUUUAUGAACAUAUAUCUAGACUAUUUCAUUAUUGUUGGAAACAAACAAUAGGUAUUUGUGAUCACUUGCUUAAGAUAUAUACUACAAGAACAAUAAUAAGACAAACAUAUCACAAUUUAAGUUUUAAUACCCUGAUGAGAUUGAACAUGAUUCCUUGCAAUGCAUUGAAUAUUUAUGUCAAAACCUUCCUUUAUACUAUACAAUGAAUGCUUCUGUAAUUUGCUUCUAG
Messenger RNA from Vigna umbellata (rice bean), 2136 nucleotides. The record is from RefSeq and is a predicted model, not a curated record. NCBI's taxonomy places the organism in Eukaryota, Viridiplantae, Streptophyta, Magnoliopsida, Fabales, Fabaceae.